Molecule: messenger RNA, 2012 nt
Organism: Parasteatoda tepidariorum (common house spider)
Lineage: Eukaryota; Metazoa; Arthropoda; Arachnida; Araneae; Theridiidae
Product: proton-coupled folate transporter
Biological process (GO): transmembrane transport
Cellular component (GO): membrane
Molecular function (GO): transmembrane transporter activity
Source: RefSeq, a predicted model, not a curated record
GAUAAAUGAAACAAAUACUGUUAUCUGAUUACGAAGUGAGUUUAAUCAAGGUUUGUUUUGAAAAUUCAAAUCAUAUUUAAUACUAUUAUAAAGUUUUUAGCUAACAGUUUUCUAACUAGCGUACAAAAUUUAAAAAGCAUUUAAUGUUUUGGGAAUAUUGAAAGAAAGAAAAAGGCGUAAAACAAAAUGGUUCUGGCGAAGGUUGGCGAAGCGCUGAAGUCGCUCACAGUGGAGCCCUUCCUCUUUCUCAGCUUCUUCGGGUAUGUGGUGCGUUUAGUAUCCUUCCAAGAUCUCCUGAUGGACAGAGCAUGCCGGAACACGUUUAGUUACCCAGACGAGAUCUGCGACAACAUAAAACUCCAUAAGGUGGAACAAGCAAAGAGCAUGGAGGUGGGCAAUAAUCUCUAUACUGGUGUCCUGCUGCUGACUAGCCUUCCCGCUGUGGUCGUGAUCAUUUUCAUUGGUCCGUGGAGUGACAAGUACACUAGAAGGUGGCCCCUCAUCAUAGCUUCAGUUGGAAUGUUGGCGGAAAGUCUUUCGACUACAUUUCUUGCCAUUAACACUCAUGUUCCACCCAUGUAUUUCAUGUUCGUGUCCCUUUUCUCAGGAAUCACGGGAGGUUUCCUCGUUGCAAUGUCCUCAGCUGCAAGUUAUUUGUCAGAUAUCACCAAUCCUCACUCCAGAGCAAGUCGCUUUGCAGUACUAGAGUUUUUUUCACUGACUGCAAACAUCUUUGGAAAUGUGGCUGGUGGCCAGAUCUAUAAGGCAUAUUCACAUCUGCCAGUUAUUGGUUUGGCACCAUGUUUUCAUUUAGCAGCUUUAUUGUAUGCCAUAUUCUAUUUAAAGGAGACAAAGCCCCCGAUAGAUCGAAGCAAGCUGAAAACGAUUUUCAAAGAUCUCUUUACUUUGGAUAACAUCAAACAAAGUUACCAAACUUGCGUUAAGAAAAGAUAUGGUAAUAUCCGCAAGCAGAUUUGGUUUCUUAUUUGGAUCGAUACCAGUUUUAAGCUGGUACAUAUGGGCACAAUGGGAAUAGGAUUUGCAUAUGCAAAAAGGAUGUAUCAUAUGGAUGUGACUGACUAUUCAAAUGCAAACACAAUAUUUCCAAGUAUUCAGGCAAUUGCAACUAUUGGACUGAUUCCUUUUCUGAGUAAGAAGCUACUCCUUCAUGAAGCAGCUAUUGGACUGAUAGGCAUCCUUUCCAUAAUGUCGAAGUACACUUUACUCUCGGUUGCUUACUCAGUACCUUUCUUUUAUGCGGCAAUGAUAAGUGGUUCGUUAAGUAACAGCAUCACAAUUGCUGUAAGGUCAAGGUUAUCCAAGGUUGUUCCCAAAGAAGAGCUCGGUAGAGCUUUCUCUUUAAUCGGAACUUUUACAGCAAUUGCACCUAUAUUAGGAACUUCAGUUUUCUUCCAAAUCUACAAUGCAUCCAUUAUGACAUUUCCCGGAUUAGCAUACGAUAUUGCAGCAAUUUUCCUAGCACCUUCCAUUAUCAUAUUCUUGUGGAUCAUGAGACUUCCAACCGUGUCCGUUGGAGACUACGGUAAAGAACUCGAGUCUGUCUCCUCCAAAUACAAAACUCUCGAGGAAGAACCUGAAAAAUCAUAAUAAAAUACAAUUCCACUGUUACUACGAGCCACUCCGAGGAUUUUUUUAAAUUUGAACAUUGCCAAGUGCGUAGUUGAUGUGGCUCCAGAAUGGAGAGAGUAAAAAAACAGGUUUUAAUUACUAUACUGUAAAAUGUUCGAUAUAACGAGUACUGCAAAUUACGAGAAGUCUGCUACCCGCCAAAAUAAUCAAAAGCAUUGGUACGAAAAAGAAACUUACAUGGAACAAAGAAUAUAGAGGGCGCUCCCCUCAGUAUUCUUUGCAUGGAAGACCAGAGAAUUUCCUGUCUACAAUUUUUAAAACAAACGCUCUAUUUCUAAACCAAACACUAGAAAGUAAUGAGAAAAAAAAAAGGUUUUAAUUACCAUACUGUAAAAUGUUCGAUAUCGAUGUAACGAGUACUU